Messenger RNA from Pseudogymnoascus verrucosus, 802 nucleotides. RefSeq lists its product as uncharacterized. Lineage: Eukaryota; Fungi; Ascomycota; Leotiomycetes; Thelebolales; Thelebolaceae. The record is from RefSeq and is a predicted model, not a curated record. The transcript has 2 exons. The coding region runs from base 122 to 802 and encodes 226 amino acids.
AUUACAUCAACCAUAUAUAUGACAAGUACAAGUCGAUAUAACAUGUUCAAUUCCAUCCAGUUUUAAUCCCAUCGAAAGAGCACAAAAUACUGUUUUUAAACUGCUCAUUGUACUAGCAAUCAUGUCGUUUAUGGAUAAUGCACCAAACAUAGAGGCGUCAACCCGCAACCCAGACCACCCAGGGGGCAAAAAGGUCCACGACACCCACGCCACCCCCAUCACCGAAAACCCCGGCUCCAUCGCCUCCGACUCCCUCGCCGCCGAGUCCACCAAAGCCCACGGCGCCUUCUCCCAGAACAAGAACGCAGAGCCCCUCGGCGUAACAGGCGCUCACUCCACAUUCGCCAACAAAAACAUUUCCGGCGCCGAGAAACUCCCGCCCACGCACCACGCCUCGUCGCGCGCCGACCCAAGCACCACCGCCGCCGACUACACGCACAACAAGAUGAAUCUGCAGCCGCAGCCCGCGCCAGGUUACGACCACGAGGAUGAGCAGCUGUUGAAGGGGAAUGCAGUCCCCGCACCGGGGUAUGUUGAUAUGGUAGUAGAGGGAUCGGAGGGGAGUAGGCCGAAGGGGAAGAAUUUGACGGAGGUCCCGAGGGGGAAGAGGUUUGAGGGGGGAGAGGGGGAGAAUGCUAGUUUUAAUAGUGAGAUUGGGUCGGGGAUAGAUCCGGGGAGGCAGGCGGAGCAGGGGAUGAGGACGAGGGGUGCGCAGGGGGCGAGAGGGGGGUCGGCGGCGAGGAGAGGUGAGGGUGGUGGAGAUAGGGGGAUGUAUGAUGAUAUUGGGGAUGAGAAUGCCUGA